Molecule: messenger RNA, 1822 nt
Organism: Lonchura striata (white-rumped munia)
Lineage: Eukaryota; Metazoa; Chordata; Aves; Passeriformes; Estrildidae
Source: RefSeq, a predicted model, not a curated record
AUGGGAGAGGCAAGUGACAUGGACAGCGGGAUCAUGCUGCACUCGGGCCCUGACAGCCCAGUGUCCCCACCAAAGGAGCGGGUGCAGGCAGGACAGCGGCAGCAGCAGGCACUGGAGGCCCAGCUUGAUGGCUGCAUCCAGGAGCUGCGGCGGCUGUGCCUGCGUGAGGCGGAGCUGACAGGGACCCUGCCCUGCGAAUACCCCCUGAAAGCUGGCGAGAAGCCCCCCAAGGUCCGUCGCAGGAUCGGGGCUGCCUUCAAGCUGGAUGAGAUCGCCAUUCUGCGUGGGGUGGACCCUCUGGAACAGGAGCGGGCGCUGCAGCUGCAGAUUGCCGAGGCCUCCCGCCGGCUCUGCCACGAGGAGAACAUUGGCCGGCAAGUGCGGAAGAGGCGGCAGACAGCAGCACUCCGGGAGGAGCAGAAGCUGCGGGAUCUGGAACAGGUCCUGAACCAGCGGCGGCUCCUGGCAGGGCAGUGGGACACCAGUACUGCCAAGGAGGACACACAGCCACCAGGACCUGCCACCCCACGCAGGUGCCCAUCUCCCAAGGACCCCACCAAGGAGGAGGAGGAGGAGUCAGGGCUUCUGAUGCUCCCCCCCAUUCCCUGGCAGGAGACCAGCCUGGACAGACCCUAUGAGAGGGCCAAAAAUCCCAACAUCAACGCUAAGGAUGGGGAAACCCAGAGCUCACAAUGCUGUCUUGGGUCCCUGAUGGCUGCCCCUGCCAGCUCCUUGGCCCCCAGCAGCCCUGACUCUGCAGGCUCCCCAGUGUCCAGGACAGGGGACCCUCCCUACCAGUUCGUCCCCAUCCGGACCCUGGUGCUGUGCCGCAAGGCGGGUUCCAGUGCUCCCAGCACCCCAGAGUCGUCAGGACGUCAUCAGACCCAAUCUCUGAGGGUGGACCCAUGCUGGCAGCCAGCUGAGCCACGGGGCCGCAGCACCGCACCCCGCCGGCGCCCCACCUACUACACAGUCACUGUGCCCACCUCCUGCGUCCUGAGCCCUGACCCUGCGUGCUGCUCUGGCUCCGAUGACAGCAUCUCCGACCUCUCCAGCAUCUCCCACGCCACCUCCCCGGGCAGCAGCAGCCCUGACAUGUCCUUUGCAGUUCCACUGCCCCUUACUGAGCCUGGUUACUACUCACGGGGUGCCCUCCAGCUCCAGCCACCUGCCGGCCCCCUGACUUUCCUGUACGAGCAGGAUCUGGCCCCACUGCGGUACCAGCGCCUGGUGCCCUCGCGUAGCCGCAUUGUGCGCACACCUUCGCUCAAAGACUACGUGCCCGCUGGGGCCCGGGUUCUCUCCAAGGCUGCUGUCACUGAGGAGCUCAAGUCAUGGCACCAACGUGCCCGGCUGAGGGGUGCUCGGCCCCACUCCCUCGACCGUCAAGGGGCUUUCCAGAAACCCCAUGGUGGGACCACCAGGGGUGUGCCCAUUGCUCGUGGAAUCCUGUCACUGGUUCAGGGUCCCCCUGUGCAGGUGCUGCGACGCUCAGCAGCCGGCGUGCCCGUGCAGGUCUAUAUGCCCGAGAACGGUGAGAUUGUCACCCAAGUGUGAGUGCUCACGCCCCUACCCUGGGGCGGGGGCACAUACUGGCUGGCCCAGGGGCGGCAGGGACGUCUCAUGACUCCCCACCCCAGUGUGGGGGCACAGGAGGAAGCUACAGUGAGGUGGCAGGGGCUGGCCCCCACCCUGUGUUCCCUCACUGGCACUGCAGUGCUGAUAGGACACUGUGACCCCAGUGCUUAUGGUGGCAUUGGUAUCAUCACGACCCUGAAUUUGAGGUUCUGGUCUCUAAUAAAAGUGGUUUUUGGGAUACGUC